AUGUCGGAGCCACCGGGCUCCAGGUCCAGAUCUGGGAUGGCCAGGCCUGUCACAACGGUGCGACCCAUCGGCGCGGAGGCUCUGGUGGCUCUUCUGGAGGGCGGGCUGGAUCGCGUGGUGCUGAUCGACAGCCGGCCUUUUGUGGACUACAACGUGUCGCACAUCCUGGAGGCCGUGAACGUCAACUGCUCCAAGCUGAUGAAGAGGAGGCUGCAGCAGGAUAAAGUCCAGAUCGCAGAGCUGCUGCAGCACUCAGCCAAGAAAAAGCUGGAGCUCCACGGUGACCAGGAAGUUGUGGUGUACGACCAGAGUUCUUCAGACCCGGCAGCCUUGGGCUCUGACUUGUUCCUCAACGUCCUUUUACUGAAACUAGAGAAGAGUUUCCCUUCAGUUCACCUGCUCUCAGGUGGUUUCUCUGAAUUUUCUCACCUGUUUCCGGGUCUGUGCGAGGGGAAGUCCAACGUGGUUCCCUCAUGCGUGUCUCAGCCAUGUCUCCCCAUCACCAACAUGGGGCCGACGCGCAUCCUGCCACACUUGUACCUGGGCUGUCAGAGAGACGUGCUUAACAAGGAGCUGAUGCAGCAGAACGACAUUGCCUACGUCUUGAAUGCCAGUAACACCUGUCCCAAACCCGACUUCAUCCCCGACUCCCACUUCCUGCGUGUUCCCGUUAACGACUCGUUCUGUGAGAAGAUCCUGCCUUGGCUGGACCGAUCCGUGGAGUUCAUAGAAAAGGCCAAAGCGUCAAAUGCUCGUGUCCUGGUCCACUGUCUGGCUGGAAUAUCGCGCUCGGCCACCAUUGCCAUCGCCUACAUCAUGAAGAGAAUGGACAUGACGCUGGACGAAGCGUACAGGUUUGUGAAGGAGAAGCGUCCGACCAUCUCGCCAAACUUUAACUUCCUGGGUCAACUCCUCGACUUUGAGAAGAAGAUAAAAAGUCCAGAGUCAGAAAUGACCCUGCCCGUUGGCAAGGCAUCGUCCCUGCUUGAAGACCUGGAGUUGCCCUCUCCAGAGGCAGCUGUGGGCACAGAUAUCACCGUACUUGAACCUCUCACGCUAUCCUGCGUUUUAGCAGAUGCCCCUGAUGAGCAGUCAUUAGCACAGACCCUCAGCGGCCUUCAGCUCACUGACGCACCCGAAGAAAACGCUCGGCUAAAACGAUCUUUCUCUCUGGACAUCAAGUCCUUCGGCGACACAGGCGUGGUGCCCGCGCACAGAGGCUUCACCCCGUCGUCGGGUGAGUCCUCGGAGGUGUACAAAACCUCGGUGUUUAAAGACACAAGUAAACCCUGUCAGUUCUCACCAGUGGAAGAGGUUUCAGAACAGUCCACGCCGGAGCAGAGCCCCGACAAGGAGGAGGUGGAGACACCACGGCCAACCUCCAGCACCUUCGUCAAACCUCCGCCCGCUGCUCAGAGCUGCUCGCAGCAGUUGCACCGCAGCGGCAGCACAGAGAACGCCACCACUUUCCUCUUUGGCCUCUCUCGGUCCCAGCAGCACAUUGCAACAGGAGUCGGCGGCGCCCUGAAAGGCUGGCACUCGGACAUUCUGCUGGGACCUGUCGCCGUCUCCACCUCCUCGCUGACCGGAGGCUGGUACCUCUCCUCCGACUCCACGCGCUUCUACUCCACCUCUUUCCUGAGUGGUGGCGGCAGCGGCAGCAGCAGCUACUCUGCGUACACCUGCGGUCACGGCUUGGAAGCCAUCCGUCGUCGUGGCAACCGGCCGCGGACGGGCGAUUGCGGGGACUCCAGGAGGAGCUGGCACGAGGAGAGCAGCUUUGAGAAGCAGCUGAAACGGCGGAGCUGCCAGAUGGAGUUUGGAGAUGGGAUGAAGGACAGUAGGUCGCGGGAGGAGCUCGGAAAGGUCGGCAGUCAGUCGAGCUUCUCAGGCAGCAUGGAGGUCAUCGAGGUCUCCUGAGAUUGACCGUUGUAAAGAAUUCUUCCGGAGCAUCCAUUCAACGCCAGGAUAUAAAGAAUGUGUUGGUUUCAUGUUCCACGUGCUGCAUUACACAGGACUUAACAGCAGGGGUCAGCCAAGGCACAGAGACUGGACGUGCAGGAGAAACGUGUCUCAUGACCUGUGGACAAGUCAAGGUCUCCACAAUAUGAUGUACUGAAAAAAACAGAACACAAUAAAUGAAAAUCAAUCAAUAAGACAAAAACUUUUUUUUUAAUUUCCCAUUUUAUUAGAAAUUUAUACAUAAAUCAUGUAAGUUUAAAAUGUAAAUCACUCUCAUGGACACCUUAUUUACACUGUGACCAUCACUUACUGAGGUCACACCCAGACGCCGGUGAAAGGAUGACGUCAUGUUGCUGCAGAAAUGGUUUUCAUCCACGAUGCUGCUGGUGUGUGUGUGUGUGUGUGUUGCUAUCAACAUUGUGAUGCCUCAGUGUGACUCUCAGGUGUGUGUUUGAAUGUGUGUGAGUAGUCUGCAAGUGGAAGUGACAUCAAUGAUUGUUCAUGUGUUAAACAGAGAGGAAACAAUGACGUCACAUUUGACUCAUGUUUCUGUCGUUAAAGUCAAAUAAAAAUAAUUUGAAUCUGAAAUAAAAACAAAGAAAAAACAUG
This is a messenger RNA of Cynoglossus semilaevis (tongue sole), 2571 nucleotides long. It is a transcript of the gene dusp16, whose product is annotated as dual specificity phosphatase 16. The transcript has 6 exons. The coding region runs from base 1 to 1920 and encodes 639 amino acids. NCBI's taxonomy places the organism in Eukaryota, Metazoa, Chordata, Actinopteri, Pleuronectiformes, Cynoglossidae. Gene Ontology annotation, cellular component: cytoplasm; nucleus. Gene Ontology annotation, biological process: negative regulation of MAPK cascade; peptidyl-tyrosine dephosphorylation. Gene Ontology annotation, molecular function: protein tyrosine/threonine phosphatase activity; MAP kinase tyrosine phosphatase activity; MAP kinase tyrosine/serine/threonine phosphatase activity. The record is from RefSeq and is a predicted model, not a curated record.